Messenger RNA from Cavia porcellus (domestic guinea pig), 2525 nucleotides. It is a transcript of the gene Msln, whose product is annotated as mesothelin. The coding region runs from base 195 to 2129 and encodes 644 amino acids. The record is from RefSeq and is a predicted model, not a curated record. Gene Ontology annotation, cellular component: cell surface. The transcript is spliced from 17 exons. Gene Ontology annotation, biological process: cell-matrix adhesion. Lineage: Eukaryota; Metazoa; Chordata; Mammalia; Rodentia; Caviidae.
AGCAUCUCUCUGUUGAGGGUGGGAGCAGAUGGCUCUGUGUUGAAGUCUUGUCUGAAAGCUACAUUCUUCCCACCUCUACUCACCGAGGCCUGACCUCAGGAAGGAAUGUGGUCUGGCUUCAUGUUCUACCAUUUGAGGGCCGGACUUCAGAUCUGGUUGGCUUGGAGACCUGGGCAGCAGCGGGAAGGCAGACCAUGGCCUGGUCAACAGCUCGACUCCCUCUGAAGUCCUGCAUGAUCCUCACCCACAGUAGCCUUCUGCUGCUCCUCAAUUUGGGGUCUGGCACACCCUGGAAAUCCUGGUACUCUCCUCCACUCUACGUCUUCUACUCUGCAGGGUGGGUGCAGGCUCUGAGGGACCAGACAGUUAUGACCCAGAAGGCAGCCAUACUCCUCAACCCAGUCUUGGCCAACAAGAGUAACCUUGCCAGCCUUGACCCCAGCUUCCUCUGUGACUUUACCUGUACGGAGGUGUCUGGAAUGAGCAUUGAGCAUGCCCAGGAGCUGGCCAUGGCCAUAAAGCAGAAGAAUAUCACACUCCGGGUGGAUCAGCUGCACUGUCUGGCACGUCACCUCUCCAAGCACCUUGUCCCCAAGAACCUGAACAUCUUUCCAGUGGAUAUGUUGCCCUUCUUCAACCCAGACUUGUUCACUGGGCCCCAGGCCUGUACCCAGUUCUUCUCUGGCAUCGCCAAGGCCAAUGUGGAUGUGCUUCCACGGGGAGCUCCUGAGCGGCGGCAGCUGUUGCUUGCAGCUCUGGCCUGCCAGGGUGUGCAGGGGUCUCUGGUGAGUGAGGACAACGUGCAGGCCCUGGGAGGCCUGGCUUGUGACCUGCCUGGGCACAUUAUUGCCACAUCUGCAGCAGUCGUCCUCCCCCGGCUGGCAACCUGCCCAGGGCCCCUGGACCAGAACCAGCAGGAGGCAGCCAGGGCAGCUCUGCAGGGUGGAGGAACACCGUAUGGCCCCCCAUCAAGGUGGUCAGUCUCUACACUGGAUGCUCUACAGAGCCUACUGGCUGUGCUGGACCAGUCUAUCAUCCGUACCAUCCCCAAGGGAGUCACAAAUGCCUGGCUACAUCAUACCUCCCAGGAGCCAUCUGGGCGAUGGCCUGAUCUGACUACCAUCCUUGUGAGGCUCAAGCGGAGCACAGAAGAAAAGGUCUGUCCCCCAGGGCGGAAACCCCAGGUGGUAGAUGAAGACCUCUUCUUCUAUGACAACUGGGAACUGGAGGCCUGUGUGGAUGGUGCCCUGCUGGCCACACAGAUGGAUCGCGUGAAUGCCAUUCCCUUUACCUACCAGCAGCUCAACAUUUUUAAGCACAAGCUAGAUGAGACCUACCCACAAGGCUACCCUGAGUCCCUGAUCCUGAGCCUGGGCCACUUCUUCUACUUCAUGAACCCUGAGGACAUUCAGAAGUGGAAUGUGACCUCUCUGGAUACAUUGAAAGCUCUGCUCAAAGUCAGCAAAAAGCCAAAUAUGGACACCAAGGAGGUCACUCUGAUUGCCCGCUACCUGCAAGGGAGUGGCCAGCUGGACAAAGACACUCUGGAUGCCCUGGCUGGCUUUCAUCCCACCUACCUGUGUGCCCUCAGUCCUGAGCAGCUCGGGUCUGUGCCUGACAGUCUCCUGUGGGCAGCCAGGCCUCAGGACCUGGACUCAUGCAGCUCAAAGCAGCUGGUCGUUCUCUACCCCAAGGCCCACUUGGCAUUCCAGAAUGUGAGCAAGCCAGAGUACUUGGAGAAGAUCUCGCCCUUCCUGGGUGGGGUCUCCAUCGAGGACCUGCAUGCCCUCAGCCACCAGAACGUAAGCAUGGACAUGUCCACAUUUAAGAAGCUGCCAGUCAAGGUUGUGGAGCGGCUGACUGUGGCUGAGGUGCAAAACCUUCUGGGACCACACAUGGCAGGCCUGAAGGCAGAGGAGAGGAACAGUCCUGUGAAGGAAUGGAUCUUCCAGCAGAGACAGGAAGACCUGGAUAUGCUGGGGCUGGGACUCCGUGGUGGUAUCCCCAAUGGCUACAUGAUCCUGGACUUUAACUCUCGAGAGGCCUUCUCUAGAGGAACCCUCCUCCUUGCAUCUGGAUUUUUGCUGGCAUUGAUUCUGGUUCUGCUUGUGGCUGGGACUCUGAUCUGAGGCUACCAUUCCCAGUGUUCCUGGCCUCUGCUCACUGUGGAGCUCCACUAUGUGGGAGCAGGCCCAGGUGAUCACCAUCCGGCCCAAGGGCAUUUGAGCUCAAUAAAAAGUGGCCUAUCCCUCUGCAGACAAGUCCUGUGCUGUUCCAAGGACCAGUGGGGAUGGAGCUUCCUGUAACCUGUGAAUGAGAUUCCCUGAGUUCCCCUCUCCCAGUGUUUGGAAGAUGGGCAUGAUGGUGGGGCUUCAAGCCAGUGAGGGCUAUCUGAAGCUUUCCAGAUGGGCUUGCUAUUGUCCCCGAGGUGGUAGCACUCCUAUUCCCAAGCCUCCAGCUAAACAGUGUCUGCAGGAGGGUCUCUGUGCACCUGUUGGCCCCAGGAAAGACAUGGGCAGCAGAUA